AUGUUUUUUCGCUUCUUUUCCUUCUUCUUUCUAGCGUUUUUAUUCUUUUGUUCCAUUUUCUUUUUCUAUAAUAGAUUCUCUUUUUCUUUUCUUUUUUUUUUUUUUUACUUUCUUCUCUCCAGCCAUUAUUUCACCAUUUUUUUUUAUCUUUACUUUUUUUUUUUCAGUCUGUAUUUUUUUUACCCUUCUUUUAACGCUAUUUUUUUUUAUUCUGCUCUUAAUAUUUUACCAUUUCUUUACCUUUUCUUUAUUUUAAUUUAUUUCCCUUUCAUUCUUUCUUUUUUCUUUCUUUUUUUUUCUCGACAUCUUUCGCUAAUCAAUAACAGUGUUUCUCUCCUCUGUUUUAUAUUCAAUGUCCCUUUUUUUAUUAUUUGUUUCAUUAUUUCCCUUUCCUUUUCUUUUUUUACAUCACUCUCUUUUCUGAUCUUUCAUGCAAACUGUCGAAUUUUCUUUCUUUUGUUCUUGACAUUUCUAACAUUUUUAAAUUUUUCUUUCUUUCACACGCUCUUUAAUUUUUUCUUUCUUUCAUUCUUUCCCGCGCUCUUUAAAUUCUUCUUUCUUUCCCGCGCUCUUGAAAUUUUCCGCUCCUUCCCGUUAAUUUUUUUCUUUUUUUCUUUUCCGCUCUCUUUAAACUCUUCUUUCUUUCCCACUCUCUUUAAAUUCUUCUUUUUUCCCGCGCUUUUAAAUUCUUCUUUCUUUCCCACUCUCUUUAAAUUCUCCUUUCUUUCCCGCGCUCUUGACAUUUCCCGCUCCUUCCCGUGCUCUUUAAACUCUUCUUUCUUUCCCGCUCUCUUUAAAUUCUUCUUUUUUCCCGCGAUUUUAAAUUCUUCUUUCUUUCCCGCGCUCUUUAAUUUCUUCUUUCUUUCCUGCGUUCUUGUAAUUUUACUUUCAUUCUCACGUUCUUUUAACUUUCAUUUUCUCUCCCUUUUUCUCUCCUCCCAUUUUCUUAACUGCAACUAUGCUACACUCUAUCUCCGACAAUUGCUUUAUACAUAUUCUCUCUCUCUCUCUAUAAAAAUUGCACUUCUCUCCUUUCAUUUCAUUAUCCUUCUCUCUCUCUCUCUCUCUCUCUCUCUCUCUCUCUCUCUCUCUCUCUCUCUCUCUAUUUAUUCCUCUCUUUGCCCUUCCCUCUUCUUUUUUCCUACGUUCACUAAUGCUUAUCUAUAUAUUUCCUUGGGAUGCAAUAUGCACAACCUGCCAAGGAUUAGGCCACUGUGGCAUCCCAUUAGCCAAAGCGACAUUCCGGGGCCACUGAGAUUUGUAAAAGACCAGGCCUUCACUGGCGCCAUCGUUCUGUCUUGGAGAAAAGGAUGA
This is a messenger RNA of Acanthosepion pharaonis, 1314 nucleotides long. Lineage: Eukaryota; Metazoa; Mollusca; Cephalopoda; Sepiida; Sepiidae. The record is from the annotation of a GenBank genome assembly.